UAAUCGUGGAGAAGCCAAAGCAGACGCAAGUGGACUCGUUGACUGCGCACAGCUGCAUAAAAAUUAUAUUGUGAAAAGAGUUAUGAGCAACGCUGAUAUGGACGGACGGACGGACGGCGAGGCCCCUGAUAUUCUUAACCCGACAUCAGAAGUGGGAUCUGUGCCACACCCUGCAUUUUCUGAGGAUCAGUGGCGUGCAGUAGUGGAAAUGCAAAAUCGGAAUUUUGCUGAACUUGUAAAAAUCAUGCAAGUGACGCCGGCACGAAGUAAAUUGAUCAUCGCACUAAGUAACUGCAUGGAAGGAACUGCAUCUCAGUGGCUAACACAAAUCUCGUACCAGGGUAUGACUUGGCAAGAGUUCCAGGAAUUAUCCUUAUUAUUCUGCAGCGCUUUGAAA
Molecule: messenger RNA, 397 nt
Organism: Drosophila mauritiana
Lineage: Eukaryota; Metazoa; Arthropoda; Insecta; Diptera; Drosophilidae
Exons: 2
Source: RefSeq, a predicted model, not a curated record